AAUUUUUGACGCUACCUAGACCGACAAGUUCAUGAGUUCUCAGAAUAUCGAAGAUCAUACUGGCAGCUGACGCAUCCAAUCUGUCUUAAUGAGGCUACUGAGGUGUACUGGCGGAGAAGUCAGGUCCCGGUAUAUAUUGUCUUCCUGCCGUCCAUCGCCGCCAAUAGCUGACCGAUACACUCAAUAGCCAUCCCUCGGCUCGCUCGCAGCGUCAAUCCCGACUGCAAAGAGAGCGCCCAAAUAAGUGCCCCAGGUCCGUUCCGGGUGCUGCUGCUCCUAGGUCAAGCGAGAGGUGCAUGCCGAACUCGGCCGGUCUUGACCCCGAAACGGUGGCUCAGGACGAUGGGCAAAAACCUUCACAGCCAUUAGCAGGAUGGUACGAGAUACAACCUGAUGACCCAGAUUCCGACUACGAUGACGAAUGCGCGAUCCAUGAUGAUGACAGCGCCGAUAAGUCUAGCGUCAGCGAAGAGACUUCAAACUCGCGUUACUCUCUUAUCAUUCUCUUGUUCAAGAAGAAGACACGCGACAGAGGUAUGGGCAAUGUUGUCCCUCAUUCCACCCCAGCACUGCCUUGGAAUCUUCCCAGCCAGCCUGCUCCGCCUAUCUUGGAUGUCUCUUUCGACGAUUUUGACGAUGCUCCGUUAAUUAUGAGCCGCGGUAAAAGCUCGGUGCCGCUCAAGCCCAUCACUGAGGCACCGCCGUGCUCCGCUAUCUGAGUGCCUCUAGAAGGUCUCUACUGCCAAUACAGUCCUCGAGCACCUCCAUACUUCCCACAACGUUGCGAACCUGAAGUAGUACCCCGAGAGGGUCUGCGCCAACACAAUUGAGGAUCUUCCGAGCCCUGUGAAGCACCACGUUACCGAACAAUAUGAAAGUUACCAUUCUAAUGGCUGGUGAAAGUAUUAAUUGUGAGCUAUCAAUGACGGCCAUGGGGGAAGCAAUGCAUCGGAAAAGUUUUCACGCGGCAUGCAGACAUCGAGUGCCGGUUUGACUUGCGACUGGCCGCGCGGGUUUGCGGAAAUCUAGCAUGGGUUGUUCAAUGGUUCAAGCUUCAGCCAUGGGAUCUAACAGCUUUGUUAAGAUGCAUAAUUCAGCGCAGGCAUGACAGGUACAUACAGAUACGAGUACUCAGCAAUCCCAAACUCUCGAGCAGAUCGUUGCUUGCUAGGCUCAAUAAAGG
Colletotrichum acutatum is the source of this 1183-nucleotide messenger RNA. RefSeq lists its product as uncharacterized. The transcript has a single exon. The coding region runs from base 297 to 719 and encodes 140 amino acids. Lineage: Eukaryota; Fungi; Ascomycota; Sordariomycetes; Glomerellales; Glomerellaceae. The record is from RefSeq and is a predicted model, not a curated record.